AUGCAGCCUCCGACUUCACGACUUCCUCCCAUAAAAUCGUUAGAAACCCAGCCACUGGAACAUCUCGAAAAAGCAGUUCGUUACCUUUGGGGGAUAUACAAUCCACCAGUGCGUGGUUCUCGACGAAGAACAGCUCACAAGGAAAAAGACGCUUCUGAUGACCUGCGAACCGAUGAUUUUGAGCGCAGUUACUCGAUGAAAUGGCUAACGGCUUUGGUGUCUCAGUGCGAAUUGGAAAUGGACAGCGAAGAACAUUUGAAUCAAAGUCGCAAAGAAAUCUUGGUAGAGGAGGCGGCCUCUCUUCUCGCAAUAUGUGCUGGAACGGCGUCGGCUGGCGUUGUUACGCGUCGAUUUACUUUCGAUUUAGCCGAUACGUCGACACAGAUCACUGUCGAUUUGACGGAUGUUCCUUUGGACAAUCAGGAUUAUGCAAGUGUGGGCGCUCAAACGUGGGGAGGGGCUUGCAUUAUGGCAGAGAUGAUGGCUGAAGACCCAGACACAUUUUUUCUUCCUUGGUCGCGGCAACCAGCAGGGCGUCUUAGGUAUCUCGAACUUGGUGCAGGUACGGGCCUCGUGAGCCUCAUAGCUUCCAAGAUAUUGCACAGCGUCGAAAGUUUCAAACUAGAAGUCGAUUUGGUCGCAACGGACUAUUACCCCUCGGUGCUCGCCAACCUGGCCCACAACCUCGAUUCAAAUCUGCGCGCUUCGUGCAAAAAACACGUUCGUGUCUCCACACAACACCUGGAUUGGUCUACCUUUUGCGACUCUGCUCCAAAUUCGGUGUUUGAGGAUGGCUUUGAUGUUGUCUACGGAGCUGACAUCGUAUACGAAUCGCAACACGCAAUUUGGAUCAAAUCGUGUCUGGAAAAGCUUCUUCGAAAGCCGACAUCGUCUAAUCCAAACCCAACGUUCCAUCUUAUCAUCCCCUUGCGCGCCACGCAUUCAGCCGAGUCGAACACAAUUGAACAGGUAUUUCCGCCUGAUGGGAAAGGGCUUGUCAUCAAGCAUAAAGAAAUAAUAGUUUGCUACGCAGAUAGCGGCAAAUCAGGGGAGGAAAUCGAAUACGCGUACUUCAGAAUUGGGUGGUAA
Psilocybe cubensis is the source of this 1089-nucleotide messenger RNA. RefSeq lists its product as uncharacterized. NCBI's taxonomy places the organism in Eukaryota, Fungi, Basidiomycota, Agaricomycetes, Agaricales, Agrocybaceae. The transcript has a single exon. The record is from RefSeq and is a predicted model, not a curated record. Bases 1 to 1089 code for a protein of 362 amino acids.